UAUUAUCCAAAUUUGUCUUAUCUAGGGUGAUUGUGCAAGUUGUUGGAGUUGUGGAUCUUACAAUUUUGGACUGGUUGAGGUCUCUAUAAAGUGGAAAGUUCACCCAAAACAACCAGUUGAGAGUUUUAAGAAAGCCUUAUAAAAUUAUAAAGAAGGGACUGAAGAGAAAAACAAAAAAGAUAGAGAUAAAGGGAUUCUUAUCAAUUCCAGUAAGUUCUCAAAGCCACCAACUCAUGGCUUUCGCAGCCACUUGAGCAUACAUUUAAACCAUACAAGGUUUGAAAAAUGAAGGGGUCAAAUAAUCAACAUACAUCGAAUUCUGGUUCAAAGCCUUUUCAUCUCCAGCUUGCUCGUUUCCUAAUCUAUUUCCUCCUUUUAGCCUUUGGUGUAACCAUUGGAAUCAUCAUCAGUUUCUAUCUUAAAAGCUGCAGCUUUAGUCUACAGUUCAAUCAAUUCUCACGCUCUUCAUCAGAAAAUGCGCCACCACCAAUGCUCCCACUGCCAAAUGAAAAACCAAAAGAAGUAUCCGAUUCUAACCUCACGAGUCAAGUGGGGUUGAAGGAGUAUAUUAAGCCUUCAAAUGUUGUGCAUGAUAUGAGUGAUGAAGAACUGUUGUGGAGAGCUUCAAUGACCCCUAAGAUCCGUGAAUACCCUUUUGAUCGAGUCCCCAAGGUGGCUUUCAUGUUCUUGGUGAGGGGUCCUGUGCCUUUGGCUCCCUUUUGGGAAAUGUUCUUUGCAGGGCAUGAAGGGUACUACUCCAUCUACGUGCAUUCGAAUCCUUCUUAUGAUGGAUCAGACCCUGAGAGUUCAGUGUUUCAUGGCAGGAGAAUUCCUAGUAAGAUAGUGGAAUGGGGGAAAUUCAACAUGAUUGAGGCAGAGCGUCGGCUUCUGGGCAACGCGCUUCUUGAUUUGUCAAACCAACGCUUUGUUCUCAUAUCAGAAUCAUGCAUCCCUUUGUUCAACUUCUCAACAAUCUACACUUAUCUUAUUCACUCCACCCAAAGCUAUGUAAUGGCUUAUGACGAGGAUACUCCUGUUGGACGUGGACGUUACAACGUCCACAUGUCCCCAAUGAUCACUCUCGAACAAUGGAGAAAAGGGUCUCAGUGGUUUGAAAUGGACAGAGACCUUGCUCUAGAAGUUGUGUCAGACAAAACCUACUUCCCAGUGUUUCAAGAGUACUGCAAAUUUUCAUGUUAUGCUGAUGAACACUACUUGCCCACGUUUGUUAGCAUCAUGUUUUGGGAGAAGAAUUCGAAUAGAAGUUUGACUUGGGUUGACUGGUCAAAGGGAGGGCUACACCCAGCUAAGUAUGUGAGACCAGAGGUUACUGUCGACUUCUUGGAGAAUUUACGGAACCAAAUGUGUGACUAUAAUGGAAAUCAAAAAAAUGUUUGUUUUCUUUUUGCGAGGAAAUUCUUACCCACUUCCUUGACGAGGCUCAUCAGGUUCGCUCCACGGGUCAUGCACUUUUAAUGUUACAUCUUAUUGCUAUUUGCACCGAAGCAAAAAAAUGUUGAUGUCACUAAACUACUAUUCAAUUCGUUAUUUUCAUUUUGAAAGUGUUUUGGACUUUUCGGUAUAUAUACACUCGUUCU
Molecule: messenger RNA, 1598 nt
Organism: Cajanus cajan (pigeon pea)
Lineage: Eukaryota; Viridiplantae; Streptophyta; Magnoliopsida; Fabales; Fabaceae
Product: glycosyltransferase BC10
Cellular component (GO): membrane
Molecular function (GO): glycosyltransferase activity
Source: RefSeq, a predicted model, not a curated record